AUGCCGGCGGCAAACUCACAGCCGCCGGUUAAGCUCUCGCUCCCCCUGCAAUUUCAGCAGGAGAUCUAUCAGGUCCUUCGAACUGAGGAUGUUCUUGUCAUCCUUGCUCGGGGCCUUGGUCUUCUGAAGAUUGUCACAAACCUGCUUCAUUCGUAUGAUGCGGCAGGCAAUUCUCUCGUUAUAGUUGUCGGGGCAGAAGACCGUGAAAAUGAAUGGAUCGGCGAAGCGCUAGCAGAACACUACGCCGUGUCUCGGAGUCCCCUGGCGAAAGGCCUUCGCGUCAUCAACACGGACAAAGCCACUGUGGCAGCACGGGAGAAAAUCUACGCUGAUGGAGGCAUUGUCUCUGUCACCAGCCGGAUCCUCGUGGUAGAUCUUCUUUCCAAGCUGCUAGAUCCAGAAACCGUGACUGGGUUGGUUGUCCUGCAUGCAGAGCGUGUCGUCGCAACCAGUACCGAAGCAUUCAUUGUACGAUGCUUCAGGCAACACAACAAAAUCGGGUUUCUCAAAGCCUUUAGUGACUCUCCCGAACCCCUGACUUCAUCAUAUGCGCCUCUAGCAAGCAUGAUGCGAAAUCUGUUCUUGAAGAAGCCAUCAUUGUGGCCAAGAUUCCAUGUCUCGAUUGCGCAAAGUCUCGAAGGCAAGAAGAAAGCAGAAGUCAUUGAAUUGGAGAUUGAGAUGACUGCCUCGAUGAAAGCAAUACAACAAGCUAUCAUGGAAUGCGUGGAGACGAGCAUUUCAGAACUCAAGAAGGCCAACUCGGGACUUGAGAUGGAUGAUUGGACGCUGGAUUCUGCUCUCCAUCAAAAUUUUGACGCCAUCGUCCGCAGACAACUCGACCCGGUAUGGCACAGAGUCAGCUGGCGAACGAAACAGAUUGCAAACGAUCUCACGGUUCUUCGCACGAUUCUACACUCUCUGCUCAGCUACGACUGUGUUUCGUUGCUGAAAUAUCUCGAUACAGUUCUUGCAACCCAUUCACCACCCCCAAACUCUAAACAGCAAGAUCAAUCACCAUGGCUGUUUAUGGAUGCUGCUUCGGUCAUAUUCAACUCAGCUAGAGACCGAGUUUAUACUGGCAACGUCGAAGAUAGCGGCAUCCUGCCUACAUCUAAGUUACCGGAUUCCCUAGCCCCAGUUCUCGAGGAGCAACCGAAAUGGGCUGUUCUGGCGGAAAUCCUUCAAGAGAUCGAGACUGAUGCUUAUUUGAAUCCAACGCGGAGUGACUCGAAUGAUACGGUGUUGGUGAUGUGCGCCGACCAAGGAACCUGCCGUCAGAUCCGAGAAUAUCUCCAGACCAUGCAUGUGAAACCUCUGUCUCGAGAGCCAAGCAACGGACAAGCCCCUCAUGAACUUGAGGAACAGGAAGCCAAGGGCUCUGCAGAGUUCAUGCUGAGGCGUAAACUCCGAGAAUAUCUCGGCUGGAGAAAAACGUUCGCUCAAGUCAGCGCGUCAUUGUUUGAGGAGAAUCAGAAGUCUCUUAAUGAAAUCAAGGGCAAUAACACCGCGACAGCUCGACUUGGUAGCAAGGCACCCGCCAACAAGCGCAGACGUGUACGAGGUGGCGGCGCUUCGGGCCUCAACCCGUUGCGCACGGCGAACGGUGCAGUGGCCAUAGUUGAGGACAAAGCAGCCCAGGUAGCCGGAUUGUUGGCAGAGCUACACCCGACAGAGGCUGAGGCGCUUCAAAAGGACGAUAUCGUCAUCGACGAUCUCAAUGAUGCUGGCGAAGACUUUUUCGAACUGUACAGCCCGGAAGACCAAGUUGUUGUUCAUCCAUACGAUGGCGACCAAGAUGACCAGCUCCUUGAAGAGAUCAGGCCAAAGUACAUCGUCAUGUACUCUCCAUCGGCGGACUUUAUCAGGAGGGUCGAGGUCUACAGAUCAAGUCAUUCGGACCGCAGUGUACGGGUGUACUUCCUCUACUAUGGUAACAGCGUUGAAGAGCAGCGAUAUCUAUCAGCCGUUCGUCGGGAGAAAGAUGCUUUCACGAGGCUAAUCAAGGAGCGAGGCAGCAUGGCAGUCACACUUACAGACGCUGGAAAUCUGGAUCCCGAGGACGCCUUUCUACGCACCGUCAACACUCGAAUCGCUGGUGGCGGUAGGCUUGCAGCCACUGCUGCUCCUCCGAGAGUGGUGGUAGACGUUCGAGAGUUCCGCUCAUCCCUCCCAAGUUUGCUGCACGGUCGAAGCAUGCAAGUUGUGCCCUGUCAACUGACAGUAGGCGAUUAUGUCCUGUCGCCAGAGAUAUGUGUGGAACGAAAGUCGAUACGAGAUCUAAUCGCCUCCUUCAAGAAUGGACGACUGUUCAACCAAGCGGAGACGAUGCUCCAGUUCUACAAGUAUCCGUUUCUGCUCAUCGAAUUUGACCAAAAUAAAUCCUUCACCCUAGAUCCGUUUGCAGACUUGACUUCUGUCCUCAAGGCUCCAGACGCCGAGACCAGGGAUUUGCAAACAAAGCUGGUGCUCCUGACGCUUGCCUUUCCCAGGCUCAAGGUCAUUUGGGCAUCCUCGCCCUACCAGACGGCGGAAAUCUUCGAAGAACUCAAGAAGCAGCAGGAAGAGCCAGACCCGCUGCGAGCGGUGCAGAUUGGCCUAGACGAGAACGAAAAUCCAGAAGAGAGGACGUUCAACACUGGGCCCCAAGACCUCCUGCGGACGAUUCCUGGAGUCACGGCGAAGAAUGCCAGUCGCCUCUAUCUCGAAGCCAAAAACGUGCUGGAAGUGGCCAACAUGAGCCUCGAGGAGCUCGACCCCCUCGUUGGUAAGGAGUCGGGACGACAGAUCGUCAGGUUCUUCACUCGCAGGGUUGGGGACGAGGAAGAUCAGUCAAUGUGA
Molecule: messenger RNA, 2838 nt
Organism: Fonsecaea nubica
Lineage: Eukaryota; Fungi; Ascomycota; Eurotiomycetes; Chaetothyriales; Herpotrichiellaceae
Exons: 2
Coding region: 1-2838 (945 amino acids)
Biological process (GO): nucleotide-excision repair involved in interstrand cross-link repair; double-strand break repair via single-strand annealing, removal of nonhomologous ends; resolution of meiotic recombination intermediates
Cellular component (GO): nucleotide-excision repair factor 1 complex
Molecular function (GO): damaged DNA binding; single-stranded DNA endonuclease activity; single-stranded DNA binding
Source: RefSeq, a predicted model, not a curated record